Molecule: messenger RNA, 1620 nt
Organism: Haliotis rufescens (red abalone)
Lineage: Eukaryota; Metazoa; Mollusca; Gastropoda; Lepetellida; Haliotidae
Exons: 1
Coding region: 1-1620 (539 amino acids)
Source: RefSeq, a predicted model, not a curated record
AUGCCAUUGUUUCUCACUCUCACCUCACCCUCGUCCUGCCCUUGUUCCUCACACCUCGCCCUGCCCAUGUUCCAUACCCUCUCCCUCACCCUCACCCUCAUCCUGCCCUUCUUCCUUACUCUCACCCUGCCCUUGUUAAUCACCAUCACCCUGCCCUUGUUAAUCACCCUCACCCUGCCCUUCUUCCUUACCAUCACCCUGCCCUUGUUAAUCACCCUCACCCUGCCCUUGUUGAUCACCCUCACCCUGCCUUUGUUAAUCACCCUCACCCUGCCCUUGUUAAUCACCAUCACCCUGCCCUUCUCCCUUACCAUCACCCUCCCCUUGUUAAUCACCCUCACCCUCCCCUUGUUAAUCACCCUCACCCUGCCCUUGUUAAUCACCCUCACCCUGCCCUUCUUCCUUACUCUCACCCUCCCCUUGUUAAUCACCCUCACCCUGCCCUUGUUUAUCAACCUCACCCUCCCCUUGUUAAUCACCCUCACCUUGCCCUUGUUAAUCACCCUCACCCUGCCCUUGUUAAUCAACCUCACCCUCCCCUUGUUAAUCACCAUCACCCUGCCCUUGUUAAUCACCCUCACCCUGCCCUUCUCCCUUACCAUCACCCUCCCCUUGUUAAUCACCCUCACCCUCCCCUUGUUAAUCACCCUCACCCUGCCCUUGUUAAUCACCCUCACCCUGCCCUUCUCCCUUACCAUCACCCUCCCCUUGUUAAUCACCCUCACCCUCCCCUUGUUAAUCACCCUCACCCACCCCUUGUUAAUCACCCUCACCCUGCCCUUGUUUAUCAACCUCACCCUCCCCUUGUUGGUCACCCUCACCCUGCCUUUGUUGAUCACUCUCACCCUGCCCUUGUUAAUCAACCUCACCCUCCCCUUGUUAAUCACCAUCACCCUGCCCUUCUUAAUCACCCUCACCCUGCCCUUCUCCCUUACCAUCACCCUCCCCUUGUUAAUCACCCUCACCCUCCCCUUGUUAAUCACCCUCACCCACCCUUUUUUAAUCACCCUCACCCUGCCCUUGUUGAUCACCUUCACCCUGCCCUUGUUCUUCAACCUCACCUCACCCUCGUCAUGCCAUUGUUCCUCAUCCUCACAUCACCCUUGUCCUGUCCCUGUUCCUAACACCUCACCCCCGCCCUGCCCUUGUUCCUCACCCUCGUCAUGCCAUUGUUUCUCACUCUCACCACACCCUCGUCCUGCCCUUUUCUCACACCUCACCCUCGCCCUGCCCUUGUUCCUCUCCCUCACCUUACCCUCGCCCUUCCCUUGUUCCUCUCCUUCACCUUACCCUCGCCCUGCCCUUGUUCCUAACCCUCACUUUACCCUCGCCUGCCCUUGUUCCUCACAAUCACCUUACCCUCGCCCUGCCCUUGUUCCUCUCCCUCACCUCACCCUCGCCCUGCCCUUGUUAAUCACCCUCACCCUGCCCCUGUUGAUCACCUUCACACUCACCCUGCCCUUGUUAAUCCCCCUCGCCCUGCCCUUGUUAAUCACCCUCACCCUGCCCUUGUUAAUCAGCCUCACCCUGCCCUUGUUAACCACCCUCACCCUGCCCUUGUUAAUCACUCUCACCCUGCCCUUGUUCUUCUCCCUCACCUCACCCUAUCGCCGCGAAUAG